Bombyx mori (domestic silkworm) is the source of this 9744-nucleotide messenger RNA. Its product is annotated as cadherin-23. NCBI's taxonomy places the organism in Eukaryota, Metazoa, Arthropoda, Insecta, Lepidoptera, Bombycidae. Gene Ontology annotation, cellular component: plasma membrane. The record is from RefSeq and is a predicted model, not a curated record. Gene Ontology annotation, biological process: homophilic cell-cell adhesion. Gene Ontology annotation, molecular function: calcium ion binding. The transcript is spliced from 28 exons. Bases 336 to 5972 code for a protein of 1878 amino acids.
ACAGACAGUCGUGACAUCGCGUGGUCCGCACACCUGUCGGAGAACGCGUACCGAAACGCGUACCUGUGAACCGCGACGGAAGUGCAGUGAAUCAUCGACCUUACACUGUUCAAUUUUUAAAUUCGAAAGCCAAUUAUUUUUGUUUUUAUAUGCAUCUUCGACCAGGUAUUAGCGACAAGAUCGGCACGUAGCAGAAAUUAAGCAUUCAGAGUCACGAGGUGACACUUUCACCGGCUCACGUCUUCUCACGGCGAAAUCGUGCGAAGAAAACUGCUAAGAAAAUGCUUUUUGUCUCAUCAAACAAUAAGGAUCGAUCUGUCAGAUGACUAACAAGCAUGAGAGCGAGGGCGCCUCCAAGAGUCCGCUUGAAGCUGGCAGAGUACAAAUGGGUGGUCUGGUUGGUUUUAAUAAUAGGUGGAGUAGCGGCGAACAGACCUCCGAGAUUCCUUAUAGAUGGGCAGUCGGAAAUUGUUGUGAGAUUGAAAGAAGGACCCGAUACUCCUGUUGGUAGUCUAAUUUACCGACUGAGGGGCGUUGACCCCGACGGGGAUACAUUAAAGUUUGGUAUAAGAGAGCAACCUGGGAGUGAAAUAUUGAGAUUAGAAGCCAUUUCAGCCAACGAAGCUAAUAUAUAUUUAGUUAAGGAAUUAGAUAGAGAGAUACGCGAUGAGUACUCCUUUGUCCUGACACUGACGGAUGGACACUUGGGAGAAGGAAACUUCAUCACGCAAAGUUUUUUGUUACUAGUUGAAGACGUUAAUGACAACGAACCAGUCUUCAAGCCUUAUUCCUCCGCAAUAACCAUUAAAGAAAAUUCUCCCGCCGGCGUUAUUACUACAGUGGAGGCCACUGAUCUCGAUGAGGGAGCUUAUGGCCAAGUCCUGUACUAUCUUCAAGAAUUAGAUGGUGAUGUCGAAAACUUCGCCGUACAAACAGUAAACGGGAAAGGUGUAAUCCGGCUUAAUAAUCGUUUAGAUUAUGAGCGCAAACCUUUGUACCAAUUGCGGGUUCUUGCUGUUGACCGAGCGAAUCAAGGAAAAGUGAACACUGGGACUGCUGCUAUAUUAAUUAAAGUUCAAGACGUAGAGGAUCAACCUCCUGAGUUUGUAGUGGCCAGUCCAGUAACACGGAUCAGUGAGGAUGCGCCAGUUGGUACAGCUGUACUACAAGUGCGAGCAAUUGAUGGAGACCGUGGUAUCAAUAACCGUAUCUCAUACAGCAUCAUAUCAGGUGGUGAAGAGAAUUUUGACAUUGAUAGCAGUUCUGGAAUUGUAUACACCGUCAACCAGCUUGAUAGAGAGGAUCCUAAUAAUAGCAAUGGAGCUUAUAUAUUGGAAAUACUGGCCACAGAAGAAUCCCAUGAAGUGUCACCAAUGCCAAGUGCCACAACUGAAGUUACAAUCAUAGUAACAGAUGUGAAUGAUGAAACACCAAGUUUCAGAAGUCCUAGAUAUGUUGGAGAAGUGUUAGAGAAUGCUCAGCAAAGUACACCCAUCACAUUACUGCAAGAUGCCAUACCAGAAGUCUUUGAUUAUGAUCAAGGAAAGAAUGGUACAUUUGAAUUGUACCUUAUUGAUGACAAUGGAGUAUUUGACGUAACACCUUUUAAAGGAAUAAAUGAAGCAUCAUUUCUUAUAAGAGUGAAUGAUCCUUCUUUCUUGGAUUAUGAAAAAGUAACAGUUAUGAACUUCAGUCUAGUCGCCAAAGAAAUAGUUACCAAAGAACCAAAAAUGAGCAUAGUUCCGAUCACAGUGCAUAUAAAGGAUGAGAACGACAACUUUCCAGAGUUCACAGAAUCAUUGUACACUGUAACAAUACCAGAGAACUGUGGUGUCGGUACAACAGUAGCUUGGGUACAGGCUCUGGACAAAGAUUCUGAUAGUUAUGGAACCAGAGGCAUACGGUACACUAACUUGGGAGGGAGCAUUGCUAAUUUAUUGAGCCUUAACCCUAUUUCUGGGGUGAUCACAGUAAAACAAGCUGGAGGAGACAGUUUCGAUCGCGAACUGAUUACGCGGCAUUACCUCACCGUUGAAGCAAGAGACGACUUAGGAAAGGGCAACCGUAAUACUGCUCAAUUAAUUAUAAACAUCGAAGAUGUCAACGACAACGCCCCAAUAUUUCUAGCUAAUAAAUACGAAGCUAGACUGCUGGAGAAUGAAAUUGAAUUCGAAACUCCUUUGUUUUUGGAAGCCAGGGACAUCGACUUAAAUGGUACAAAAAAUAGUCACAUAGAAUAUUCGAUUGUUGGAGGCAACUACAAAAAUAAUUUCACCAUAGACCCGAAUUUGGGUAUAAUAACACCAAAAGGAGGAUUGGACUUUGAACAAUUACCGGGCGGUAAUGGCAACAUUCGUCCCAUACAUUUAACUGUUAGAGCUCGAGAUUUCGGAGAGCCGUCCCUUUCGUCUACGGUGCCCGUUACAAUUUACGUACAAGACGUUAACGAUCACGCGCCAAUGUUCCAGCAGAUUAUGUACAAACGGUCCAUACCUGAAGACAUGCCUGGCGGUACUAGCGUACUCGAUGUAAAGGCGCGAGAUGCAGACGGAUCGUCGCCGAAUAAUCGUAUAGUUUAUCGCAUACAGCGCGGCGCCAGCGACAAGUUCGUCAUAGACUCGCGCACUGGAGUCGUGUCGGUCGCUAAUGGCUCUACGUUAGACCCGGACAAAACUAAUCCGAAGAGCACGCACUACACUUUGACAGUGGUGGCACUCGAUGGCGGCAUUGGAGAUCAACAACUGAGCGCAGCUGUUUUGGUGAAUAUCACCAUAGUUGACGUAAACAACAAGCCACCAGUUCUCGUUGAGCCGGGAUCCGUUGUAGUCCGUGAAAACAUUCAGGUUGGAACAGAAAUAUAUCGAGCCAAGGCAUUCGAUCUAGACGACCAGCCAGUACUGAGAUUUGGUAUCGAUAAAGCUAAUAGUGUCGCCCGAAACGAAGACGGCAUACCGAUAUCGAUUAAUGAGUACGAUUUUUUGAAUUUGUGGGAUUUGAACGCCGUCGACGGAACUUUAAGGGUUGUCAGAUUGCUAGAUCGAGAGAAAAUCGAAACAUUCAAACUAGUCAUAACAGUUGAAGACAUGGCCGCUUUAGACGUUGGCCCACGACAAACUGCCACUGGAACACUAACGGUCACCGUUGAUGAUGAAAACGAUAAUAAUCCGGUUUUUCGAAAGCCGUUUUACAAAACAUCGAUAACGGAAAACUCGAAAAACGGUGUGAAUAUCGUAAAUGUUAUCGCCGACGACGCGGAUAGAAAUAGGACGAUGGUUUACUUUGUUGAAGGUCGCGAAGAAUAUUUGAAUAUGGUCCACAUGGAAAGUACAACAGGAGAACUUGUUGUUGCUAAUAAAAUCGACCAUGAACUGUAUCCGUGGAUCAAUCUUACCGUCAAAGCAGUGGACAGCGGUAUACCACCACGGUACUCUGUGGUAGAUUUAGUCAUACAGGUCUUGGAUGAGAACGAUAACAAUCCGGUAUUCGAGUCGUCUGCUUUUGAAUAUCGAGUAAGGGAAGAUGCCGAGCCGGGUACAGUGAUAGCCGUGGUGUCCGCUAGAGACGCGGACUCCGGGGAAAACGGCAAGAUCACUUACCUCCUCGAUAGAACGUCUACGCAGGGAAAAUUUCUAAUAAAUGGCGACACCGGAGCGUUGACUAUAUCAGAUUGGUUGGAUCGUGAAUCACAGGCGACUUACAAUCUGGUCGUGGAAGCUUGGGACAACUAUCAGUUCGGAUACCUCAGCGGGGAAAGCCGUAAUGCUUUUAAGCAGAUUGUCGUUCACGUAGAAGAUGUAAAUGACAAUCCGCCAAUAUUGCACGUACCGCCGGACUGUACUACCAUCACUGAGUUCCAUAAUCACAGAGAACCGAUAGUCUCUGUGUCCGCUUCGGACGCGGAUGAUAAUUCGACGCCUAAUGGAAGGGUACAAUUUCAUCUUGUGGCCGGGAAGGGACAGGAUCUGUUUCGUUUCGAGCAAGUUGGCGGCGACGCGAACACAGGCAGACUGUUCGCAAGGCAAUCGCUAAAAGAUCGUUUCGGGAAUUACACUUUGAUUGUGGAGGCGCGGGACCUCGGCACGCCCGCCAACGCAGUGCGGGGCGAACUCAGGGUCUGCGUCACGGAUUACAACGAUCACGCGCCGGUGUUUGUGCAUCCUCAGCAAAACGUCACGAUUAAAGUUCCAGAAAACGCGACGAUAGGCACAACGAUAAUAGAGGCGAAAGCUAUAGAUGCCGACAUCGGACCGAACGGUGCGGUCCGCUAUCGGCUAAGGAGGGACGCGGGGGGCUCGUGGCGAGCGUUCUCCCUGCACGCCACAAGCGGCGCCCUACGCACCCUCAUACCACUCGACAGGGACAAACAAACAACAUACCAGCUCAGGAUAGAGGCCUACGAUUUGGGGUUGCCAACACCGCUUAGCUCCGAUUUGGAUUUGACGGUUUACGUUCAAAACGUCGAUAACUACAGACCGAGGUUUCCGUUCAAAUCGUUCAGCUUGAACGUCACCGAGAACGACAGAAGCGAGAGCGUGUUCCUGCCGAGCGUCAUAGAACGCGACGCGAUCGACCGCGGAGACGAGCCAGUGUUGCCAGUGUGCUAUUACAUUGUGAACGGGAAUGAUGACGACGCGUUUCAUUUACACAAAACCACGCACAAAUUAACAACACUAAAACCGUUGGAUCGUGAACAAAAGUCGAACUACACAUUAACGAUUCUCGCGACAGAAGACUGCGUUAAGAUUCCGCAAUACACAUCGGAUUUGGACUAUGUCAGUACGUUAACCGUUCACAUAACUGUGAACGAUGUCAAUGACAAUGCACCGAAAUUCCUGAGGAAAAUUUUCACUGGUGGCAUCACGACUAAGGCUGAUUUCGGAAUUGAAUUUAUGCAAGUCCAGGCCAUAGAUAUAGAUGACGGAGACAAUGCAAAAAUUAGCUACUAUCAAAUAGGAGAUAUCAAACAAACGUUAACAGAGGGCUUGGAGAAUUUAGCGGUUUUGCCUUUCCUUGUGAAUCCGGAGACAGGAGCCGUGUCGUUGAACUUCGAUCCACAGAAAGGAAUGAAAGGAUAUUUCGACUUUCAGGUAUUAGCGAAUGACACAGGUGGACUACAAGACGAAGCUCACGUAUUCAUAUAUCUGCUUCGGGAAGAUCAAAGAGUGCGUUUCGUUUUACGUGCGCAUCCGUCCGAAGUUCGCGACAGAAUCAACGGUUUCCGGGAACAUUUGGCCCGGGUGACCGGUUCCGUGGUCAACGUCGACGACUUGCGCGUCCACGAGAACAAGGACGGCUCCGUCGACAACACCAAGACGGAUCUGUAUCUCCAUCUCGUUAAUGGGCGGGAUCACUCCGUGCUCGAAGUGUCUCAGGUGUUGAAGAUUGUCGACGAGAACAUUGAGUAUCUCGAUGAACUAUUUAAGGAGUUCAAUGUCCUCGAUACACAACCAGCGGAGUAUCAACCCCUUACCGCGGAGACAAUGGCGUCAAACCAAACUGUGUUCUGGCUAGUGUGGACCACAUUGUUCCUAGCCGUACUUCUGGUGCUCGCCAUCAUGAUGUGUGUAUCACAGCGCGCGGACUACGUAAGAAGACUGAAAGCAGCCACCGCCACUGCUUACUCUUCCGCGAUACCGGGCGAAUCGGACAUGACGAUAAGGAGCACCGGGGGCAGAGUUCCCAACACAAACAAACACAGCACCAAAGGCUCUAACCCUAUUUGGCUGCACGCUUACGAAAACGACUGGUACAAAUCAGACGACCAACUAAGUCGUUCCGAAAGAGAUUCCUUAGACGAAAACGCCGUCGAUCAAGACUUGUCAAAUGAAAAACCUUAUUUCAUAACAACGGCCGCUUUCCCUUCUAUUGAUUCCAAUGUAACUGAACCGCAAACGAAUCAAGCGAACAGUGAUUUGUACCAACAAUUGGAACAAUUGAAGAACGCGAAAAAUAUGGAAACGACUGAACUAUAAACUUAUCUUUAGGCUACUAUAGUGUUGCGUAUGUGCCUUUGUAAUUUGUGUACCUUGUACUUAAUUCCGUUUUUAAAUAUACUUUCUAUUGAUAACAGUGGCGUUUCAUUACCUAGUAUUUUAGUUAGAUCAACGCACAAGCUGCAUAAUAUUAUUAACGCUUAUUUUUGGGUUGAGUUCACGACGUGAUUUUAGUUACUGUAGCCCUUGGACAACACUACAAAACUCGCAUACACCCGGUCAUGAUCCAUGCGUGUAGGUAAUGUUCGCUCACGCGGGCCGCAUUAAUUUGAAACCCCUUCAAGACAUUCAAUCCCGUUGUUUGCAGGAUAACCAUCAGAGCACCGUGGUUCAUGAGGAACGUGGAUCUCCACAUGACGACCUGGAGCUUGACUCUUAUCAAUAAGUAUAUUCAGUCGGCAUCAGCGCGCCACUUUGAGAAGCCGGCACGACAAGAAAACCCUCUUGUCGUGGCCGCCAGAAAUUACAUACCCGAUCCUGCGACCGAAUGGUAAAAAGUCGGUGUCGCCCCAAACACGUCAUUUCGGAUCCUCCCGAUCCACUGACGGUGCUUUUAGGUACCUCAAGCACCGGUCACCGUUCUCGUCGAACCCGUCGCUUGCUCGGCGAGUAAACUAACCCAUAGACACAGCCCACUGAGUUUAUCGCCGGAUCUUCUCAGUGGGUCGCGUUUCCGAUCCGGUAGUAGAUUCUGCGAAGGACUGCUCUUGCUAGGGCUUGUGUUAGAAGCGCCUCCUGAUUUGAGCCCCGAGAGAUCAUUUACACGUUAAAGUUACGCUGACAUAGCCUCUCAAGGCUGAUAGCCUAGCCUAGCCUAGCUUAUGUAGGAAAAAAACCUUAGACAUCACAACGUAAAUGCCACCAACCAGCUUGAGAAAAGUUGAAAUCUCAAUAGCUAUUCCUUCCGAUCAGUAAACAUAACUGCUUCGCGAUAGAAGUAACAUUAUGGUCCCUAGCGGCUUAAUCUAGGCCCUGCCAUAAGUAAACGAAAGCAACCAGUUGAACCCACACCACAUUAUGGGAUUUUGACGAAACUUCAGAAUAGCGGAUGAUAUAAUAUCAAAUAUAAGUUUUAUUAAUUAGUGUUUGUUUAAAAGAGUAACAAAAUCCAUUCCUCCUCACACUCGCAUUAUGAUAAUAGUAUGACAAUUUCAUUAGAUGAUAACUAUAACAUAAAUGGUUCUUAUGGAUUGCUACCGGGUCGUCAUUAUAAGUGAGAAUAUAAAACUAGCCUAAAGGCCUCAAUCCAUUACCGAGUGACAACAGAAUAACAAUUAAUAGAUAACACGUAAAAAAAUAUCGAUAAGGUAAACUUAGCAUAGUUGACUAUCAAAAGUCCCAACCUAAAAUUUUCUCUUGAAUUAUGCACUAGAACACACACGAGACAAGGGGUACAACCAGGCCCCAAGCGAAAGCCCUCAGACCGAGAAUCAAUACCGUACCCCGUACUAUUGUGACAAAAGAACUUAUCAAUUCACGUUUAUAACAUAUUUCUUAUACAAUCUAAUUACGGCCAGUGGGUCUAUACGCACUACCCGUAAAUGCCCGCACAUUCAUUUAAAGAAAAAGAAAAAGGGAUCAAGAAUCAUGCCGGGUAAUAACAGCGAUGUUUACCUCCCCCAUUUUUAGUAAUUUUUCGACACGAGGAACUUAUCGAAGCUUUGAUAGAAUACAGGGUUAUUUAGUGGGUGGAACUACUCCCACACAAACCAAGUGGAACGAUAAUCCGGUGACUGCACUCCCGUGGAAAAAAAGAGCCGGGCAGUGGCGUCCAAGUCGUUUCAGGCAAAAACCACAAAAAGUCACUGCCAGUUUGUUUUUUUAAAGGGUCACUGUGUAGAAGUGUCAGUGACGUACUCUACCAAGCUACAAAACGAGAUCGAUGGAGACAGCUGGUUGACGGAAUCGGACGGAGUCACGAUCCUCAGCAGUGAGGGACCGAUCGAAGAGAGAGAAAGGGUCAUUAUUCGAUAACCGCAAAUCAAACCGUACUUGAAACUACACCAGUUUUUAAUAUAAAUUUUCAAUCAAUGGUAAACAAAACGCUGCUUGUUUUACCAUAAUUCGCAUUUUUAAAACUAUUUAAUAUGAAAGAAAAGAGAGAACCAAACAAGAAUUAUUUGUUUCCAUUAUGGAAAAACUGCAACAACCAAAGUCUUGAUCACCAUAAUGACGAAUUUAUUGCAAUAGUAAGUGUGAAUAAAUGCACACAAAGCAGAAAUGUAACUUAUUUUUUAAUUAAUUUAUAACAUUGAAUUGAGAGUGGUAUUAUAUUAUAACAUACGACAUAUGAAUAAUAAAGUAUCCGAUUAUCAAUUCUAAACUUUAUUUCUUUACAAUAACUCAGCAGCAUCUUCAAAAAGGUAUGUUAGAGACAAACAGCUCGUCACUAUUGCAUAUUUUUUUAUUUAAUUAAUUAAUGUUUGUCCAUUUCCAGUGUAAUAACAUUUUUGGCAAUAUGUUCAGUCAGUGACCUCUUGGAAACUAUGCCAAGUGAUAAAAAAAAUAUUUACAGCUGCUCGCGUUAUAGGAGAUAUCCUAAAUAAAGCUCACCAUUUUAUUUACAUACACAAUAAUUUAUUGUUUCUUACAAUUUAGUGAAGCUAGAGUACAAGUUGUUGAUUGAUUACAAUGAAAAAGCUUUUCAAUUUGAAUCUCUCCUGAUGUUGUUAAUUAACCAAGUGAACCAAGCUCUUGCUUGCCGGCAGCUGUAAGUAUAACACACUUUCGUUGCCACUCACGCCAAGUAACUCAAAUGCUUUGAUAAUUGAGGAAACAAGGAUAGGAUAAGUGGAUGGGAUGUCUGUGAAAAUCACAACGCAGAUAUCCUUACAACCACAAUAUAUAUUAGAUAAAAUUAUAUUAUAAAGAUCGCCAUAUUGAAAAAAUCUAGAUUAAUCAUAACUUAUCAUAUGAGAUACACUGUAAUUUAUACUGUCGUAGCUAUUGGAGCGUUUUCCGAAUAAGAAAUAUUGUGGAUGAAAGAAAACUGACCAAUUGCCAAUGUAGUUUGUAGCACGCUACAUUUACUAAAUAAAAAAGAUGUUACUAGUAAAAAAAAUUAACACUCAUUCGACUCCGUCAAUGAGCUCACUUUGUAAUACCACUUACUUACAAUACCCAAAAUGUUCUUAACACUUAUGAGCUUCACUUACAUUUCAUUGACAAAAUCCUUAAGUGAAUCAGACAACUUGCAAGCAAGGAACGCUCCGUUUUCCUAAAAUUAUGGCUAUUGAACAGUUUACAAUGUAAUUUAGAUCUAGUUAAAGUAUUAAGUCUGGGAUUUACAUCAAUUCAAUAAACUCAAUUUAACUAAACUUGAACUAAAUGAGUGUAAAGACAUCUACAGAUGACAUAAAGUCGAAAGAAAUAUUGAUCUUACAGAAAAUUUUCUUACUAAUGAGGACAGAAACAAUGUUUGCACAUGUGUAUUUUUGUAUUUACUUAGAUGCAAUAAAUUCGCAUUUUUAAAUAUAACAGCCAUGACUGAAAUUAGACAGAUCCUAAAAUAACCUUUAAGAUUUUUACAAUGUCCAAAAAAUGAAGGAUUGGGAUUUAAAUGGAUUAAGGACUAAUAGGGAAUGGGAACAAGGGUAGGAGGAUAGAGCCCGGGCUGUGGCGAUGUGUGUGUGUAUGUUUUGUUGAUGUCACAAUUGACUCAUCACAUGGCAUACUUCCUCGUCCACUCACGGGCUAAUUCAUUGUACUUUUCUCUGUCUGUUUUAUAGAUCCUAGCAAUUUCUGGCACCAA